This is a messenger RNA of Prunus dulcis (almond), 845 nucleotides long. Its product is annotated as protein GLUTAMINE DUMPER 3. NCBI's taxonomy places the organism in Eukaryota, Viridiplantae, Streptophyta, Magnoliopsida, Rosales, Rosaceae. The record is from RefSeq and is a predicted model, not a curated record. Bases 148 to 690 code for a protein of 180 amino acids. The transcript has a single exon. Gene Ontology annotation, biological process: regulation of amino acid export.
AGUUCUCUCUCUCUCUCUCUCUCUCUCUCUCUCUUGCUUCAUUUGCUUCUGUUCUUAACAUUUUUAGCUCUUCAGACCAAAGCGAAAAGAAAAAAAAACACAUUUUAGCUCAAAAUUAAGCUCAUCAAACACACAUUGAACUAAAAAAUGGCAGGGAGAGAGCCUUUUAACGUAACAGCCAGGGCACCGGCGGUGACAUCACAGCGGUCACCAUGGCAUUCCCCGGUGCCCUACUUGUUCGGCGGCCUGGCAGCCAUGCUGGGCCUAAUCGCUUUCGCGCUUCUCAUCUUAGCCUGCUCUUACUGGAAGCUCUCCGGCUACCUCGAGAGCGGCGAAAACGGGGCCGGAUCGGAGCAGGACCUGGAGGCCGGAGAAGGCGGCAAAGGCGACGAGACGGCCCAGAAGGCCCCGCCGGUGUUCGAGGAGAAAAUCUUGGUGAUCAUGGCGGGUGACGCCAAGCCAACUUUCUUGGCCACGCCCAUGUCAAGCAGGUCUUCUUCUUUCGGCGACAAUAGCAGCAAUAGCAGCAGCAGCAGCAGUUGCAGCUGCAGCGAAAAGUCUGAGAAGUCAGUGGAAAUGAGUGAGGUUGGGAAGCAAGAAAACGGCCAUGAUCAUCAGGUACAGGCUAGUGAGAGCAGAGGGAAUGGCCAUGAGGCCUCAGAUCAGUCGGAUCAGAGACCCGUUAAUUAAUUAAUUAGUUCUGUUAAUCAAUUAAUGUUUGUGGGUUUUGGGCCAUUAUAGGUGUGGAGGGUUUGUUUUUGUUUUUUUUGUUUUUCUUAAUUUUUUUCUUCACGGGAGCUGUAUAUUUAUUUGAGAUGAAAUGGAAGAAUUUCCUGUUCUCCUUA